UCAUCCGGUGGUGGAAACACGUAAGUUUGCUCCUGCAGUUCUCUUACCUGUAAUGUUUUUUAGACUACAUAUGCCUGUCAUUAGACUAUAUUUUUAUUGUUUUGAACAGUUACUGGUUCUUAGGAAUGCAUAUUCACCUUUAUAGGAAGUAAACAAUGUGUGUAUGGAAUAAAAGUUUACUGUGGGUCAUAUUUGGGUCUUUGGGCAAUGAGUGGUAAAUAUUUGUCUGGGUCAAAUAUGGCACACACCUCUUGUGUGAAACAAUUAUUUGUACAAUUGCACUAAUUUCAGACGAAAUGGAGCCUAGCAGAUUUUACUCCCAUACCAAAGGAGGAAGGAGUGUUAUUGCACAAGAACUGCCAUAUGAGAGUGUAGAUGAGGAUUCUAGUGAUGGUGAAGUUCUCUACCAGCCAAAUGAGGAAUCCGACACCUCAGAUGAUUCAGAAUCAGAAAAUGAUGCAACCAGUGCCAAUAGGGAUGAUCCACAGCCAUCUAAAGGGGCAGAAAAGAAAGACACAUAAUCUGGAAGAGUGUAGAGGUUGGACAAAAGAGUACGGAAGUUCCUGAGUGGAAGGGGAAAUUGCCCGACGCUACAACAAUAAAAACACCACUGGAGUAUUUCAAACAUUUCUUUGAUGACGAUCUACUGCAAAUGAUCGUUGAUGAAUCAAAUUUGUAUGCUACUCAGGAGCGAGGAAGUUCUCUAAAUCUCACAGUUGAAGAAUUAGAGCAGUUCAUUGGCACAGUAUUGUAUUCAACCAUUUUCCAUUUACCUAGAACCCGCAUGUACUGGAAGAAAUCGAGUUGGGUGCAACAAAUAGCUGAGGUGUUUUCAAGGAAUAGAUGGGAAGAGAUCAAGAAAUACAUACACUUCAAUGACAAUUCAAACAUGCCUGCACCUACAGAUGAGACAAGGGACAAGCUUUUUAAAAUAAGACCUAUAGUAGAUAAACUGCUCCACAAGUUCCAGGCCAUUCCACAACAACAAAUGUUGUGUAUCGACAGACAAAUUGUACCAUUCAAGGGAAGAUCAGGCCUAAAGCAGUAUAAUCCAAAAAAACCUAACAAAUGGGGCUACAAGAUUUUUGUACUUUGUGAUACAAAUGGCCUGGUACAUAAUUUUGAAAUAUACACAGGCAAAAUAGAGCCCGCACCCAAUGAGCCAGACUUAGGUGCAAGCUCAAAUAUUGUACUAAGACUAACCAGUAUAGUUCAAGUCAACAUGUCACACCUUCUUUUCUUUGACAAUUGGUUCUCCUCGCUUGACCUUGUGAUUGAGUUACACAAAAAGGGGAUAUACACAUUAGGAACAGUCAGACAGAAUAGACUAAAGGGCUGCAGGCUCAUUGAUGACAAAAGAAUGAAGAAACUUGGACGUGGCACCUAUGAGGAGAAAAGUGCUACUGUGGAAGGUAUAGAAGUCGAUGUUCUGAAGUGGUGUGACACUAAAUGUGUAACAUUUAUAUCAACAUAUGCUGCUGGAGAUCCGCCUGGUGUAGCAGAGAGAUGGAGCAAGAAAGAGAAACAAUUCAUUGAUGUGGCAUGUCCUAAUGUUGUGCUGGAGUACAAUAAGUUCAUGGGAGGCGUGGACCUACUAGAUGGUCUUGUGUCAUACUAUCGAACUAAGCUCAAGUCAAAGAAGUAUUACAUGAGAUUUUUCUUUCAUUUUCUGGAUAUGGUGACAGUCAAUUGUUGGCUACUCUAUAGGCGGGAUGGGAGAAGCCUUGAAAUCCCCCCUAAAAAGCAGAUGGAUUUGUUAGAUUUUAGAGCAGAAGUUGCAGAAGGUCUCCUCAAGUGCAAGAAGGAUACAACAAGAAAAAAAUCACAUAGGAGUAGCUCUGAUGUGGAGAAGAAACUCUUGGCCAAGAAAAAGAAGGGUCGUGUCGCCCCAACACCAGCAAAGGAUAUUCGGAUGGACAGUGUUGGACACUGGCCCAUCCCUUCUGAACGUCAGAGAUGCAAGCACCCCGGUUGCAAGAACAAAGCAACAAUAAAAUGUUCAAAGUGUCAAGUUCAUUUGUGCCUGAACAAGAAAAGUAACUGCUAUCUUCUGUUCCACACACAAUAAAUCCAGCGUUCGGCAAGGCUGUUAUUGUCUUAGGCAGUAGAGUUGGACAUCUUUCAGUUCUGCAUAUAAUUAUGUAUUUCAUAUUUAUUUUACUGAACUAGUUAUUUGGACAAAUGGACCAAUGGGUCAUAUUUGUCACAUACCAAAUAUUACUAUAUAGGAAUUGAAUAUUACAACUUUUAUACAUAUUAUGAUUAUUUUGGCCCAAAUAAAGAAAA
Messenger RNA from Scylla paramamosain (green mud crab), 2286 nucleotides. RefSeq names its product piggyBac transposable element-derived protein 3-like. The coding region runs from base 653 to 2068 and encodes 471 amino acids. The transcript has 2 exons. Lineage: Eukaryota; Metazoa; Arthropoda; Malacostraca; Decapoda; Portunidae. The record is from RefSeq and is a predicted model, not a curated record.